This is a messenger RNA of Marchantia polymorpha subsp. ruderalis, 2757 nucleotides long. The record is from the annotation of a GenBank genome assembly. Lineage: Eukaryota; Viridiplantae; Streptophyta; Marchantiopsida; Marchantiales; Marchantiaceae.
UCGGCGAGAGGAAAAUGGAAAGGGAAGCAGGAAGAGUAAGAGAGGAAGAGGAGGUCUUUUUAUUCUCGACUGCUCUUCUAGAAUCAUCUUCGGAGAUUCCGCUUUUCAAUUGCAGGUUUGGAGUGCGCCGAAUUGUGUGCCACAUGAUCCGCAUCACGCGCAGCUUUUGAGCUCAACAGGAGCGAGAGUUGGGCCCGUCGCGUUUGGGAAAUUUGGCGGUCGAGGGUGGGCUGGAUCAGCAUUUGUUCCGCUCUGAGCUGCUGCUGCGGUUGCGCAGUAGUUGUUCCGUGCACUGUCUGUGUAUGCGGAGGAGUUUGGAUCUUGUUCCUUGAUCGUCCGCCCCCGUGUGCACUGACUGUCGAGGCGGCGGGUGUGCCUCUGCAGCCAGUGUUUUGGUCCCGAAACUAUGUCUCGUGUUCCGUGGCGCCGCUCUCUGCGUCUCCUGCAGCGGUGCUUAGAUUCAUCACGCACUCCCUCUCUUCAGGAUGGAUUACCUAAGUCAAACGCCAUUGAUUGGAGGCCCAGGCAAUCGCGAAAUUCAUAUCAUGCAUUCGCCACGAAUCCCUUAUCUUCCAGUCUUGGCGGGUGUAGUUGCUUCCACUGUCAAGGCAGUUUGUUCAAGGAGAAGAAGCUUUUCACAUCUAGCAGAGGAUUUCACGCAACGGGUGUUCAGCAUAUGAGCAAAAGAGAUUUCUACGAGGUUCUUGGUGUUUCGAGAGGAGCUAGUGGGCCAGAGAUUAAGAAAGCUUACUACGCCCUUGCAAAAAAGUACCACCCGGACAUGAAUAAGGGAGAUGAUAAGGCCGAGGAGAAAUUUCAGGAAAUCCAGCAUGCAUACGAGGUUUUGAAAGAUGACGAAAAACGAUCGGUUUAUGAUCAGGUGGGCCCUGAGGCUUAUGAUGCAGCUGAUGGAGGAGGACGAGGUCCUAGUGGGUUUGAAGGGUUCGAUGGGUUUGGAGGAUUCGACGUUAAUGAGGUUCUGAAUUCGUUUUUCGGAGUUCAACAAGACGGUCGAAGAUCUACUGUGAAGGUCGAUCUUGACUUGUCUUUCAAAGAAGCUGUUCUUGGUUGCACAAAAGAAGUGUCUUUUCAAACUCGCGCGAGGUGCCGACCUUGCAACGGCACUGGUAUACCUGCUGGAGCCAAAGUACGUGCAUGCCAAGGAUGUGGAGGGGCUGGAAAGAUCAGGUACAAACAAGGAUGGAUUGCGUUGGAGUCAACUUGUGAGAUGUGUGGUGGUACGGGCAAGUUCACGAAGGAGAAAUGUUCUAGCUGUCGAGGUUCUGGGACUGUGAAGGCCGGCAAACAAGUCGUUGUGACUGUUCCUCCAGGCGUGGAGAAUGGAAUGUCCCUGAAGAUCCAAGGAGAAGGAGGUGCCGGUCCUGCAGGGUCGCGAUCGGGAGAUCUAUACGUACAAUUACGGGUGGCUGAAGACCCUAUAUUCAGAAGAGAGGGUGCAGAUAUCCACCUCAACACCUCCAUCAGCUUUACCCAGGCUAUCCUUGGUGGUGAAGUUCAAGUACCAACCUUGACAGGAGAUGUAUCGCUUAAGGUUCGCCCCGGGACACAGCCAAAUCAAAAACUUGUUUUACGAGGAAAAGGAAUUAAGAUGCUCAACUCUAAGCAUUAUGGAGAUCAAUAUGUUCACUUCACGGUUGUUAUCCCUGUGAACCUGUCUUUAGAACAACGUAGACUUAUUGAGGAGUUUGCCAGGGAGGAAUCUGGUGAAAGUGACAAAGUGGACAAUGCUGCGGAGGGAAGCGGAUAAAGUAUUUAUCACAGCAAGUGAUUAUUUGAGAAGAAAUUGCCCCUAGUCGGCUUGUGUCAUACAGCAGGACUCACAGGUCCGUCGAAAUUUUGCAGUUUCCUUUGAAGCACUUCAAAGGCUUAGUGGUGAGCAGUGAACGCUUUAGAAAUUAUUCUGUACAUAUUGGAGGAAGAAUGCCACCAAAUUCCAGUACUGUUCUAGGGGUGAGGUUGGGUCGGUGUCGUUUAAGGCUUUAGUUUCAGUUUUAGUAUGGGGUCCUUUGAAGGUUGUAUCAGAAUGUGAUGGCAAUUUAGCAGUAGAAGGGAGUGGAACGUACGAGACAACGGGGAUUUAUCAAGCUAUCUUAGUAUCUGGCACCUGGUACUAGAACUUCCCACUGUUCGUCUGUCGCAUGUACUGGAUAUAGUUCACCAGCCGAAGAUGCAGAAAUAAUACUGCGCUAUGCAGAAUCUUGCCGAACGUCAGCAUGCUUCCUAGCAGGCAUUAGGCCAGCAUCGGAUGGGCGGACGUUGUAGUAUGGUAGAGGCAACAGCACUGGAUGAAGAUUUCUGUCCUAUGUUUUGAGACAGCACUCUUUGCCAGCUUUUUGACGAGUACAACAAUUAUUUGGAACCACUAGCCUUUUAGAUAUCAAGUCAUCUCACAAGUUUGUGAGAUUGGCGCUUACAUUUGACGAGAUAGCCAAGGGCUGCUCCUAAGCAUCAGUCCUUGUGAUUAUUAGGGAGUUUACUUAGUCCUGCCCAAGAUUCGUGAGGUAAGACAUUUAUUAUGGAAGAAGAGAAAUCAUCACGAUCGCCUUCCUUAAGCCCAAUUAGGGAGUUUUAUCGGGUGAUAUUGUUCUCUUUCGUUGGCAUUGUUAGUGCUGAAAUGCAUCUAUGCUUGUACUUAUUCUCGUCACUUCUCUCGAGAUUUUUACGAGUCUUGCAGAUUAUCUUCAAAGCAUUUCUUCUCCCUCCAUAUAUUUUUAGAUAUGUAUAACAAUCGGAACA